This is a messenger RNA of Sitodiplosis mosellana (orange wheat blossom midge), 28965 nucleotides long. It is a transcript of the gene bent, whose product is annotated as twitchin. The record is from RefSeq and is a predicted model, not a curated record. Gene Ontology annotation, biological process: protein phosphorylation. Gene Ontology annotation, molecular function: ATP binding; protein binding; protein kinase activity. The transcript is spliced from 55 exons. Lineage: Eukaryota; Metazoa; Arthropoda; Insecta; Diptera; Cecidomyiidae. The coding region runs from base 855 to 27932 and encodes 9025 amino acids.
AUUUUAAGACGCAAAGUGCUGCCAUUGGAAUGACUCAAUGGAAUUAAAGGACUAUACCGCAACCAAUAGAUUGACCGCGAAACAGAGCAACGACGAAAUUUGUGAUCAAUUCAAUUGAAAUGAUACGUUCGGAUUUUUUGUGGCCUUUUCAGUGAGAGUGUGUUGGUAUGAAAAGUGUGUGUGCGUGUGUGUCAUUGGAUUACAGAGAGCGAGAGAUUCUUUGAUUCUAGUCUACGCAUAAAUACACCGCCGACCGAAAAUACAAUUUUCGAUUUAACCCAAAAGUAUUUUUAAAGUGGCGAGUGGGUGCUCUCUUUCUGAAAUAUGUAUAAAGAAUGAAAGGCGACUCCUAAGACUGAAUUAACAGCAUCGAAAUAAAAAUGAAAGAAAAAAAAACAACACAUACCAGCCGCAUGUAUAUUUUUUAAAUAACACCAGCCAAAUGAAAAAAUAAAUCUCGAACCGCGAAACGAUAUGUAAAAAAGGCAUAGCAAAGACAGAAUCUUAGCGAAAAACAAUUCAAAGUGGUCAAUUAAUCAUAAAGCUCAUUUCAUCCGGAUCCCAAAUCGAAAAAAGCAGACACAACAAAUCCAUAUUACAUUACGAUUGAUGCUGAAACGAUUUCAAACUAAAUAGAGAUUUGAUAAUUGUAAAGCGAACGAAUUAAAAUUAAGUGCUGUGUCACUUGUUCAACAAUCGAAACGAAAUCCAAGCAAAACAGUCUUUUUGGAAGAAAAAAAAGCCCGUUUUAUCAGCUUAGUGCACAGAAAGUGUGUGUAGGCUUUUUUGCUCACUUUUUUUGCGGCGCAGCAAAUAGCAAAUAAAGAAGAACAUAUGUCAAUAUAAUCAGAAGGAUGGGAGUAGCAGAUGAUUUUGCUCCAAGUUUUGUGAAAAAGCCGCAACUACGGCAAGAGGAUGAUGGCAAUCGGUUGAUUUUUCAAUGUGAAUUAUUAUCAGCACCGAAGCCCGAUAUUGAGUGGUUUCGCAGCGAUGAAUUGAUCGUUCAAGACGCUCGCACCACCUACAAAAUUCAAUCGAUCGGUGAAAAUAAAUACAGCGUUAUUUUGGACAUCGAUGAUGUGGCCGAAACCGAUGCUGGCCUGUACAAGGUCAAAGCCAAGAAUACCAUGGGCGAAGUAGCUGCGUCAAUUAACUUAAACUUUAGUCCUGCUGACGAGCCAAAAGAGAGGCAAAUUGAUGGUGUUGCACCAACAUUUGUUAAAAAGCCCGCCAUUCGCCAAGAAGAUGACGGCAAGCGACUGCUGUUUGAAUGCCGCAUAAAUGCUGACCCUAAACCUGGGAUUACUUGGACUCAUAAUGCUGUCCCAGUCCAAGAGUCGAAACGACACAAGCAAACGGUUGACAAGCAAGAAGGUCAAUCAUAUUUUGCAUCACUUGAAAUAAAUAAUGUCACAGUUGAGGAUGCUGGCAAAUAUAAAGUGACUGCAAAAAAUGAAUUGGGCGAAAGCAAUGCAACCAUCAGCCUUAAUUUCGACAGCGAUGAAGCACCAGUACCCGAUGAUGGUAUUAAGCCCACGUUCACUGAACGCCCAAUUAUACGUCAGAGUGAUGACGGUGGAAAGACCCAUUCGAAAAUAUUGAUUGAAUGUAGAUGUGUUGGAGAUCCAAAACCGAGCAUACAAUGGUUUCAUGGAAAGGAAGAGAUAAAAGCUGGAGGUCGCUAUACUAUUACGUUAGAAGAAGAUCAAAAACUGUAUCAUAUGGCACGAUUGGAGAUCUCAAAGGUUAUCACGGGUGAUAAGGGCGAAUACCGUGCUAUCGCACGAAACAAGCAUGGUGAAGGCGUAGCAACGAUUAAUCUGAAUUUCGAGGGCAACGGAAAGCCAAAAAUUUCGGAUGGUAAAUCGCCACGCUUUCCAAAAAAGCCGACAAUUCGCCAAGAACAAGAUGUCUUGAUCAUGGAAUGUCAACUAGAAGCAAAUCCUCUGGGUGAUGUUACUUGGUAUCAAGGCGAAAAGUCGGUGGUUGGUUCGAAUAGAAUCAAAAUGUCACGAAAAGCCACAUCAAAAGACACGUACAUUUUAACAUUGGAAAUUUUGAAUCCAACCCGCGAAGACGGUGGCAAUUAUCGAUGCAAUGCAUUUAAUCCAUAUGGUGAAAGUAAUGCGAAUAUCGCUCUCAAUUUCCAAGGUGGCGAAGAUCCAAAUGGAUUCGCACCAUCGUUUGUUGAGAAGCCUCGUAUUAUUCCAAACGAGGCCGGUACACUCAUUACUAUGAAAUGCCGUUGCAAAUCUAAACCAGCUGCCGUGGUUACUUGGUAUCGCGAGAAGGAUGUGGUUAAGGAAACAUCAAAGAUUAAGAUCAAGUCAACAUCCACCGAAGAGGAUAUUUAUGAACUGGUGCUUGAGAUCAAGGAUCCAGGCACAUCAGACGGUGGUACCUAUCGUUGUCACGUGAAAAAUGAGUUCGGUGAAAGCAAUGCCAAUUUGAAUUUGAACAUUGAGGCCGAACCAGAGCCAGAAGGCGAGGGACCAACAUUUGUCGAAAAGCCACGCAUAUUGUCGCGUGAUAACGGCAAAUUGGUGAUCAUGGAAGCAAAAGUCAAGGCAAAUCCAGGUCCGGAAAUCACAUGGACCAAAGGGGGCCAAAUCAUUACGGAGACCAGCCAAAUCAAAUUGUACAUGGAACAAAGAGAAGACAUUUACGAGAUUCGCUUGGAAUUGUCCGAGCCAAAUCUUGAAGAUUCUGGAUUGUACAAAUGUAACAUCAAGAAUGCUUUGGGCGAACUUAAUGCCAAUUUGACAUUGAACAUUGAGAUUGUGCCGGUGAUCAAGGACAGACCGAGGAUCAUCAAGAUCAUCAAAAAGAAAACCGUUGUCAUUGAGUGCAUGGUGGUCAGCAAAUUUGCACCAAAAUGUACAUGGUUCAAGGAGAAGAAUGAAGUGGCCGAAGGCAAACGUCAUAAGGUCGAGGUGAAACAAGUCAAAGAAGGCGAAUUCGCUGUUCAAUUGGAAAUCACUGAGAUAAAUGAUGCCGACAAGGGCUCAUACCAAAUGAUUGCUAAGAACGAAAAGGGUGAAGCUGUUUCGCAAACUGUGGAAUUGAUCGAUAUUCCAGAAGCAGAGGAUGAGGAAAAACCAGCCGUGCCCGAAAUUAAGAAGCGUUUGCGUGACGAGACCAUCGAAGAAACUCGCUCACUUGAGUUGAACGUCGAACUGAAGAAAACAUUGAAAAAGACCAAAGUCAUUUGGUACAAAGAUUCGACAAUCAUCAGGGAGUCAGAGCAUAUUCGACAAUCAUUCGAUGGCAAGUCAGCCACACUUCGUAUUUCAAGAUGCAAGCGGAACGAACACUCUGGUACAUACAAAUGCGUUAUCAAAAACGACAGCGGUAUGGAUGAGUGUUCGGCAACUGUAACCGUGAAAAAGGUCGAAGACAAGAAGAAGAAGAAGGAAGAAGAAAAUGUUGAAGAGACCAUCGAAGUGGAGGAAGAGGAAGAAGAGGAAAAUCUGGAAGAAACAAAGGGACCAUUCGAUGUUAAGCUCAAAAAGGCUAAACAAAACAAAAAGGUCAUCUCAGAGGAUGAAGAAAUGAGGGAGGAAGUUGUCGAAGAAGAGGUUAAGAAGGCAGAAGAGCCCACCAAACGAAAGAUCGACGAAGUUGGCUCAGCUGAUGAAGAAUCUGAGAAAGCGCCAGUCGCUGAUAAGAAGCCGAAGCCAAAGGAAAAGAAAAUUAGCGCUGUCAAAUUGGUUGACGAAGAGGAAACCGUCACCGAGAAGAAGCCAAAAGAAAAGUAUGCUGAACCAGAAGAGCAGAAAAUUGACGAAGAAAAGCCAAAAGCUAAAAAGACAACUGAAGUCAAACGAAAAUCAAUUGGCGAGAAGAAGCCAAAGAAGGCCGAAGAGCCUGUUGAAUCCAUUGAUGAACCAGAUCAUAUUCAAGUUGAUACUGUCAAUGAAGAUGAUUUGAAACCGGCUUCAAAGCCAUCAUCGCGUCGUGGAUCGAAAAAGGAAAAAUCCCCCGAAAAGAUCACGCCAUCGAUCGAGGAAGCUGCCGAGGAGGCGAAACCAAAGGCAAAGGUUACCAAAAAGAAAGAACCAGCCGAAGAAGCUAAGCCUGAAUCAAAGAUCGAAAAUGGUGUUGUUGAACCCAAAACCGAACCAGAGCGUAUGGAAUUAGAGAAGGUUGAUCUUAAGCAUUUUGUGGAUGAAGCCAAGGAUGAAACCGAAAAAGUUGAUAGUCGUCGCACUUCUGUAGCCACUGACAAAGACGACAGCAGUCGUCGUUCGUCUGUUUCCAAGGACGAAAAGCCGGGAAGUCGACGUGAAUCGGUCGCUGAAAAGCUUUCUAAAAAGGUGGGUGAACCAGACUUCAGUGUUGUUGAAAAACGUCCGUUAUUAAAACCGCUUGAUCAAAGCCGCCGUGCCUCAAUUAAGAAACCCGAAGUUGUUCAGCCAGUUGAAGAAUUGCCAAAAUUGAAAAAAGUAAUAAAACCGAAAGAAGAACCGAAAAAGGAAGAGGUUAAACGUACCAAAGUCAAGGUACCAAAGGCCAAGAAGUACGAAGACUUGCCUGAAAUUCCUGACUACGAACGCCCCGAAUUGGAAGUCUAUGAAGAGUCAGAAUUCGAUCCAAGCAAAGCAACAAAGGCUGGUGAACUACCAACUAAAAAAUCCGAAACGCCCGUCGAAAGCACGGCUGAAGCCACUGAAGCAACCAAAAAUGGAUUGUCAAAGAAAGAAGAAGCUCCUCUUGCCGUUGAUGCCAAAAAAGGCCUUACUUUGGGUAAGGGUAAAUUGCCUGAAGAAGGACCAGAACAAGCAAAACCAACGUUGAAGCCACCAAUGCUCAUAACUCCAGAGGAUGACAAAGUCGAAGUAAAAAAGGCCAAAGAAGAAGCUCCGAUCGACCAACCACGAAGACUGAGUUUGCGUCGACCAUCACAACUCAAGCGAGAAGUCAUUGAAAAUGAAAGUUUUAUCGAUAUUCAAUUGAAACCUGUGGCUAAAGAUAAAGCUACACCACAAAAAGCCGAGCAAAAAGAAAGCUCAUUGACCAAGCAAAAGGCAACAUUAAAAUCACUCGAGCCAAAUCAAGCAAAGCAGACAAGGCUGGCUGGACCAAGACACGCCGAUAUGCCUGAUAUCGACGAUUACGAAAGACCCGAAUUGGAGAAAUUCGAAAAGCCCGAAUUCGAUAAAUCAAAGAAGGAUAUUCCAGCGGUUAAAGUGCCAGAAAUCAAUGCGCCCGAAAUUCGAGCGCCGGAAGCACCAAAGAUUGAGGUGAUUCGUGAGAAGAGUCCGUUCGGUGAGCGUAAGAGUUCAUUGGCACCUGGGUCUGGCUCAUCAAGUCGACGUGGUUCAUUGAUUCCACCAGAAGAGCCAGGACGUCGACCAAGUUUAAUCAUUAGCGACGAGGAUCAUAGAAAACUCCGUCCUGGUGAAGUGGUCGAAGAGAAAAAGCAGAGACGUCGUCCGUCGGUUGAUUUACGACGGCCAAGCGUACAAGAUCUCGAAGACAAGAUCAAUCAACCAUCGACACCAUUGCGAGAUAUCGGCGAAGUGGGACCACCACAAAUCGUUGACGUACAGGAAAGCUAUUCAGCUGUUGAAGAUUCAACUGGAUACAUCAGUGUGCAAGUUGAAGGUAUUCCAGCGCCGACAUUCAAAUUCUACAAAGGUGUUACCGAGAUCAUCGAAGGUGGUCGCUUCAAGUUCCUCACUGAUGGCGAAUCCAAUACAAUCACACUUUGCAUGCGCAAAUGCAAACCAAACGACGAAGGCAAAUAUAAAAUCGUCAUUUCAAACAUUCACGGCGAAGAUUCAGCCGAAAUGCAAAUGUAUGUAUCGGAUUCGAGUGGCAUGGACUUCCGUGCUAUGUUGAAGAAACGCAAGUACGCCAAAUGGGGACAGGACAAGGGAGACCCAGAUUGGGGCGAUUUGAAAGAGGUUGAAAAACCAUUGCCAGCAUUGAAGAAGGUCGAAAGGAAAGCAGACAGCUUCUUGACCCCACUUCUUGAUCAAAUUGCAAAGGAAGGAAAAGACAAAAAGGUCGUGUUCGAGGCAAAAUUUUCGAAAGCAAAUGCCAAACCGAAGUGGUUCUGUCGCAAGGACGAACUAUUCACCGGUUCGAAGUACAAGUUCAAGAACGAUGGCGAUACUUACCAGUUGAUCGUUAUGAAUCCAAAAGUGGAGGAUACCGCAAAAUACACAAUCGAUAUCGGUGGUAUUCAAUCAGCUGCUUUCUUGAAUGUCGAAGAACCAGAUCCAACAUACACAUUCACCAAGCCAUUGAAAAAGAAGCACGAUGGAUUCACCAAGCACGAAUUGACCAUGGAAUGUACAGUCAGCAGCUCAAUGGCCAAUGUGGCAUGGUACAAAGGUGAUAAGAAACUGUCCAACGACGAUAAAUAUUUGAUCGGCAAAGAAUUGUCCGGUGUUUGCAAAUUGCAAAUUCGAAAUUGUGAUUUGGACGAUACUGGUGACUAUCGAUGCCAACUCGAAAGACAACCCGAUAAAACUGAAACAAAAGUUCAAGUUGUCGAAUAUCCAUACAAAUUCGUUAAGGUGCUCAAGUCACAGCAACUCAUUGAGAAAGAUAAUGUUACAUUGGCUUGUGAGUUGGACGAUGCAGGUGGUGAGGUAACAUGGUUCAAGGAUGGUGAAGAGAUCAAACCAGAAGAUUCGAAGCGUGUUCAAGCCGUUAAAGACGGUCGCAAACGCAAGCUUGUCAUCAAGGAUGCCAAAGUUUCGGACGCUGGUCAAUACUCUUGUGUCAGUAAUGCUGAUAAAACACAAGCUGAACUUGUUAUCAAUUAUCUAAAUAAGUUCAACAAAAAACUCAAGGACACAGUGGCUGUUGAGCGCGAGAAGUUGGUGCUGGAAAUUGAAUUGCAAGAUCAAACUGCACCAGCCGAUUGGAAGUUCAAUGGCGAACCCAUUGUGCCAAGCGAGCGCGUUGAAAUCAAGAAUCUGGGUGGGGGAAAACAUCAAUUGGUCUUCAAUAACUUGGAGAUGGCCGAUGAUGGUGAAAUUUCCGUUGAUUCAGGAAAAUUGAGCUCAUCCUGUAAACUCACCGUUCAAAAGGGUGAAAGCAAACCUCAAAUCAAUGCUCCAAGCGAUUUCGAAGGACCAAUCAGUGCACCAAUUGUCAUUGAAGUGCCAUUCAAAAUUGACGGCACAAAACAAACUCCUGUCGAAGCGAAAUUGCUUAAGGAUGGAAAACCAUUGCCAUCCAAAGAUGUUGAGGUACAAGUUAAGGAUAACAAGGUUAUUUUCAAGAUCAAGAAGCCAACCCGCGAUCAAUCUGGUGCAUACCAACUCAAAUUGUCGAACGGUCAAGGUGAAGAUGUGAAAGAUGUCAAUAUUACCAUGCAAGACGUUCCAAACGCACCAGAAGAUGUCGAUGUGCAUGACGUGUUUGAAAAAUCAUGCGUUGUCGACUGGAAAGCACCGAAAGAAGAUGGUGGUGCUCCAAUCCAGAAAUAUAUUAUCGAACGCCAAGAUUUGUCGCUGAAAAAGGGCUGGGAUAAUGUCGGUGAAGUGCCAGCUGGCAAACCAACUACAUUCAAGGUUGAAGAUCUUACACCAAAGAAAACAUACAAAUUCCGCAUUCGUGCCGUUAACAAAAUCGGACCCAGCGAACCAGCCACAUUCAAGAACAAUGUUUUGGCUAAAGAUCCAUGGGAUGAGCCAGGCAAACCGAAGAAUGUUGAUGUUACUGACUGGGAUAAAGAUCAUGCUGACAUUACCUGGGCGAAACCAGACAAUGAUGGCGGAGCUGAAAUCACUGAGUACGAAAUUGAAGUGAAAGACAAAUUCAGCAAAGAAUGGGUUAAGAAAAAGCGUGUACCAGCUUCUGAAACAUCGACAACAGUUGAUGGCCUUAAGGAAGGCAACACGUACGAGUUUAGAGUUCGUGCUGUUAACAAAGCUGGUCCUGGUGAGGCCAGUGAUGCUACAAAACCAAUCAUUGCCAAAUGCCGCUUCGUCAAACCAUUCAUCAUUGGUGAUGCUCUCAAACCAAUUAUCAUCAAAAAAGGACAAACCGUCAAGUAUGAUAUUCGUUACGGUGGAGAGCCAGAACCUGAGGUGAAAUGGGAGAAAGAUGGAAAAGAAAUAAGUGCUGAUGGCGAACGUAUCACAAUCGAGAAGCCAGAACGCAACACUAUUUUGACUGUUCGCAAGGGUGUUCGUGCCGACUCUGGCAAAUACAAGCUUAUUUUAACCAACAGCAGUGGAACAAUUGAAUCGGUUGGCGAUGUUGUUGUGCUUGACAAGCCAUCACCGCCAAAGGGACCACUUGUGCCAGAAGAAAUUCGUGCCAAUCGCGUUAAAGUUAAAUGGCAAAAACCAGAAGAUACUGGUGGCUCUGACAUUACCGGAUAUGUCUUGGAGAAAAUGGAUAUGGACACAGGUAGAUGGAUUCCAGCUGGCGAAUGCGGUCCAGAUGAUGAUACAUUCACCUUCAAUGGACUCACACCGAAUAAGAAAUACAAGUUCCGUGUUCGCGCUAAGAACAAGGAAGGCGAAUCAGAACCACUUGAGACCACUGACGCCAUUCUUGCCAGAAAUCCAUAUGAUGAACCAAGCAAACCAGGCAAACCGGAUAUUGUUGAUUACGACAAUGUUAGUGCUACAUUAAACUGGGCCAAACCAGAAAAGGAUGGUGGCAGACCAAUCACUCACUACACCGUUGAAAUGAAGAGCAAAUUCUCACCAGAAUGGUCAGAAGUGCUAAAGACACCAGACGACAAAUGUGAAGCUGUGGUCGAUGGUCUUAAAGAAAAUUUGACUUAUCAAUUCCGUGUCAAAGCUCACAACAAAGCUGGUUCAUCAGAAGCAUCUGAGCCAACUGAUAACCAUCUCUGCAAAUACAAGAACUUGAAACCACGAAUCGAUCGAAACACAUUCAAGCAGGUUACGAUCAAGUCAGGCCGAACGCACAAAUGGUCCGUGGAUGUAACUGGUGAGCCUGCACCUGAGUUGGUAUGGAGUUGGCGUGAUGAUAUUCCACUUGUAUCGACCGAACGUAUCAAGAUUGAAAACAAGGAAUAUCACACCGAUUUUUCGAUCAUCAACGUCCAACGUAACGAUACGGGCAAAUACAAGCUCAAGGCAACCAAUCGCAAUGGCAGCGACGAGGAAACCGUUGAGUUGAUUGUGCUGGGACGACCAGGUACACCAAAGGGCCCACUUGAAGUGAAAGACAUUCACGAGAAGGGCUGCAAAUUGAAGUGGAAGAAACCAGAAGACGACGGCGGUGUUCCGAUUAAGGAAUACGAAAUCGAGAAAAUGGAUACCGCAACCGGUAAAUGGGUGCGAGUUGGUAAAGUUCCAGCAUCAGGUGGUGACGGAACAAAGGACAAUCCAGAAUUCACCGUUACUGGCUUGAGCCCGGGUGCCGAAUACAAAUUCCGCGUAUCGGCUGUCAACGAUGAAGGCGACUCUGAACCAUUGGUAACGGAUCAUUCGAUCAUCGCUAAGAAUCCAUUCGACGAACCACUUAAACCAGGAACCCCAGAAGUUGUCGACUACGACAAUCAUAGCGCAACCAUCAAAUGGACACCUCCAAAAUCGGACGGUGGUGCCACUAUUGAAAAAUAUAUUGUCGAGAAAAAAGACAAAACAAAACCAGAUUGGGAGAAAGUACUUGAAGUUCCUGGUGAUCAAUUGGAAGCUUUAAUCGAUGAUCUGAAGGAGACUGGAGAAUAUCAAUUCCGUGUUACAGCUGUAAACAAGGCCGGUCUUUCACCACCAUCAGAUCCAUCAAAGACCCAAGUCAUCCGUUACAAGGCAUUGAAGCCACGAAUCGAUCGCACCAAUCUCAAGACAAUUAUUGUGCGCGCCGGGAAGCCGAUCUUCUUCGAUGUGGACGUGCGCGGAGAGCCACCGCCUGAAGUUACCUGGACCCUUAAAGAUAAAGAAGUCAAGACCGAAGGCAAUGUCGAAAUCACUAACGUGCCAUAUAACACGAAAUUCUCGAUCAAAGAAUCGAUCCGUGCAAACUCUGGAAUGUACAAGAUUAAAGCCGUCAAUCAACACGGUGAAGAUGUUGCUGAAGUUGAUGUGACUGUUUUGUCAGCACCAGGCAAACCAAAGGGUCCACUCAAAGUGUCUGAUGUCACUAAGAAUGGAUGCAAACUUAAAUGGGAAAAACCAGAGGACGAUGGUGGCAAACCAAUCACCGCUUAUCAAGUUGAAAAAUUCGAUAAGGCUACCGGCCGUUGGGUACCAGUUGGUCGUGCUUUACCAGAAGAUACCGAGUUCGAUGUGAAGGGAUUGCAAGAAGGUAACGAGUAUAAGUUCCGCGUUAAGGCCAUCAAUGAUGAAGGCGAAUCGGAACCACUUGAAACCGACGGCACAAUCAUCGCCAAGAAUCCAUACGAAAUCACUGACAAGCCAGGUACUCCAGAAAUCAUUGACUGGGGACCAGAAUUCGCCGAAUUGAAAUGGGAAGCACCGAAGAAAACGAAUGGUGCUCCUGUUACCGGUUACAUCGUCGAAAAGAAGGAGAAAUUCUCACCACACUGGGAAGAAGUGCUUGUCACUAAUACACCUGAACCGAAGGCUACGGUUCCAGAUUUGAAGGAAGGAAGCACCUAUCAAUUCCGUGUUCGUGCCGUUAACAAAGCCGGUCCCAGCGAACCAAGUGACCCAACCAAACCACAUGUGGCUAAGCAUCGCUUCCUCAAACCGCUUAUAAAUCGCGAAAAAUUGCAUACGGUCAAAGUACGUGCCGGCGAAAUGGUCAAGAUAGAAACGGACGUGAAAGGAGAGCCACCGGCGACGAUUAAAUGGAGUUUCGCUGGUAAACCAGUUGAAACUAGUGCCCAUUAUCGUGUUGAUAACGAAGACUAUAACACUAAACUCGCGAUUAGUGACACUGAACGCAAAUUGUCGGGUGUUUAUACCAUUUUUGCUGAGAACGAUUCGGGCACUGAUGAGGCAACGGUAGAAGUUAUCAUUUUGGAUAAACCAUCGAAACCAGAAGGUCCACUCGAAGUGUCCGACGUGCACAAAGAAGGAUGCAAACUUAAGUGGAACAAACCAAAGGACGAUGGUGGUUUGCCACUGACAGCAUAUGUUCUCGAAAAAAUGGAUGUUGCCACUGGUCGCUGGGUUCCAGCUGGCCGUGUUGAUCCAUCGAAAACCGCAGCCGAAGUCACUGGACUUGAACCGGGCCACAAGUACAACUUCCGUGUUAAAGCUGUCAAUGAAGAAGGCGAAUCAGGUCCACUUGAAACUGAUCACGAAACCUUGGCCAAGAAUCCAUUUGAUCCACCGGCCCCACCAGGUUUACCAGAAAUUGAUGACUGGGAUGAAAAUUCAGUCAAAUUGAAAUGGGAACCGCCAAUUCGCGACAACGGUGCACCAAUUACAGGCUAUAUCAUCGAAGUUAUGGACAAAGACUCCGGCAACUUCGUCAAAGCCAUUGAAGUUCCAGGCAACAAGUGCGAGGGCACUGUUCCAAAAUUGGUCGAAGGUGAACAGUAUAAGUUCCGUGUAAAGGCCGUUAACAAGGCAGGUCCAUCUGAGCCAUCGGAAGCUACUAACUGGCAUACUGCCAAGGCUAGAUUCUUGAAACCAAGAAUCGACCGCACCAACUUGAAUCCAGUCGUCGUCAAAGCUGGUCUAUCGCUUUCACUGGAUAUCAAAAUUAUCGGAGAGCCACCACCAGAGGUAACAUGGUUCUUCAAGGACAAGGAAUUGUCCGUUGAUGAAAACAUUCGUAUCGAUAACGUCGAUUACAACACGAAAUUCUAUAUCAUGCGUGCCAAACGUCCACAAUCUGGCAAAUACACAAUUGUUGCUAAGAAUCAAGUAGGCGAAGAUCGGGCUGAUGUCGACAUCACUGUUUUGGGUAAACCAUCCACACCAAAUGGUCCACUCAAAGUAUCCGAUAUUAAUAAGCAUGGAUGCAAAUUGAAAUGGGAGAAACCAGACGACGACGGUGGUGCUCCAAUCGAUUACUAUUCAAUUGAGAAACUGGAUCCACUGACCGGUCAAUGGGUUCCAUGCGGCCGCAGCAACGAACCAGAAGCAACAGUUACUGGUUUACAAGAAGGAAAACCAUACAAAUUCCGUGUGCGUGCUGUUAACAAAGAAGGCGAUUCCGAUCCAUUGGAAACUGAAGGAACAAUUAUCGCCAAAAAUCCAUUUGACGAACCAGAUAAGCCAGGUCGCCCAGAACCAACUAACUGGGAUAAGGACUUUGUUGAUUUGAAAUGGACAGCACCAGCUAACGACGGAGGGGCUCCGAUUGAAAAAUAUAUCGUUCAAAAGCGUGAUAAGUCGGGUCGUGGAUGGACUGACGCCUUGACCGUACCAGGAAAUCAAACUCAAGGUAAGGUCACCGAUGUCGAUGAGGGCCACGAAUACGAGUUUAGAGUGGUUGCCGUCAACAAAGCUGGUCCAAGUGAACCCAGCGAUGUAUCAAAAUCGGUCAUUGCCAAACCAAGAUUCCUUGCCCCGCACAUCGAUCGCAAGAACUUGCAAAAGAAGGUAUUGCGUGCCGGUCAAAUGCUACGUAUGGAUGCCGAUGUCAAGGGUGAACCAAGUCCAAGUAUCGAAUGGAGCUAUAAGAAUGAAGUUUUGAAAACAGCCGAUCGUUUGAAGAUCGAAAACGAAGAUUAUAAAACAACAUUCAUUUUGCAAAAGGUCAAGCGAUCAGAUCGCGGUACAUACACAGUUACUGCUAAAAACAGCAGCGGCGUUGAUACAGUCAACGUUGAAUUGGAAGUGUUGUGUAAACCAAGCAAGCCACAAGGUCCAUUGGAUGUAUCCGAUGUUACGGCUGAAGGAUGCCAUCUCAAAUGGGAGAAACCAGAAGACGAUGGCGGUGAGCCAAUCGAUCACUACGUCGUUGAGCGUAUGGAUACUGAAACCGGAAGAUGGGUUCCAGUUUGCAAGUCAAAGACACCUGAGGCUGAUGUAACUGGAUUAAAUGAAGGCAAAGACUACUUGUUCCGUGUCAAGGCAGUCAAUGCUGAGGGUGAAUCAGAACCACUCACCACUGAAUUGCCAAUCAAGGCUAAGAAUCCAUACAGUGCUGCUGAUGCACCGAGCAAGCCAGUACUCAAGGAUUGGUCAAAAAACCAUGCCGACAUCACAUGGAAGGCACCAGAGGACGACGGUGGGGCUCCAAUUACUGGUUAUAUCGUUGAAAAGAAGGACGAAUUCUCACCGAAAUGGCAAAAGGUGUUGGAAACCAGAGGAACCGAUUGCAAAGCGCAUAUCCCAGAUUUGAUUGAAGGGCAAAAAUAUCAAUUCCGUGUCAAAGCGGUUAAUAAAGGCGGUCAAAGUAAACCAUCACAGCCAAGUGACACACUUUUGGCUAAGGACAGAUACGCUGCACCAAAGAUCGAUCGCACUAAUCUCAAGGAUAUUUCAAUUAAGGCUGGUCAGAACAUUCGAAUAGAUUGUAAGGUGAGUGGAGAACCUCCAGCAACGAAGACCUGGUUCUUGAACAAAGAGCGCUUGGAUCAACCGCGUGACGAUAUUACCAUCGAUUCCGAGGAUUAUCGCACCAAGAUCUAUAUUCCAAACGCAACUCGUGCACACAAAGGACGCAUCACAAUCAAGGCCGAAAACGAUUCUGGUCGUGACGAAGCUUCGAUCGAAGUUACUAUUCUCGAUAAGCCAAGUAAACCAGAAGGCCCACUUCGUAUUAGUGAUGUACACAAGGAAGGCGCUAGCCUUAAAUGGAAUCCACCACUUGAUGAUGGUGGUGUUCCAAUCGAUCACUAUGCCGUUGAGAAAAUGGAUAUGGAUACGGGACGAUGGGUUCCAGCUGGUCGCUCAAAGGAGCCACAUUUGAAGCUAGAUAAUCUAACACCCGGACAAGAAUACAAAUUCCGUGUAUCUGCUGUCAAUGCCGAAGGCGAAUCAGAACCAUUGGAAGCCGACCACACAAUCGUUGCCAAGAAUCCAUUCGACGAACCUGGUGCUCCUGGCCAACCUGAACCAACUGAUUGGGACAAGGAUCAUGUUGACUUGAAAUGGACUGCACCUAUUAAUGAUGGUGGUAGUCCAAUUACUGGCUACGUUAUUGAAAAACGAGAGAAAGACUCUCCAAAAUGGAUCAAAGCUGCCGAAAUUCCAGGCAACAAGUGCGAAGGCACCGUUCCACAUUUGGACGAAAAUACUGAAUACGAAUUCCGUGUUCGUGCUGUUAAUGCUGCCGGUCCUGGCGAACCAUCCAAAGCCAGCAAAUCUGUCAUUACAAAACCAAGAAAAUUGGCACCUAAAAUCGAUCGCAAGAACUUGCGUAAUAUUACAGUCAAAGAGGGUGAACCAAUUUAUUUGGACGUGAAGGUAACCGGCGAGCCAGCUCCAGAGGUUGCAUGGUUUGUCAACGGUAAACCACUGCAAGCAACGAAUCACAAACGUGUUGACAACGUUCCAUACAAUACGAAAUUCUUCAACGAUAAUCCCGAACGAAAAGAUACUGGAACUUAUAAGAUUGUCGCACAAAACAAAUACGGCCAAGAUCAGGCCGAAAUUGAAAUCACUGUUAUCUCUAAACCUGGCAAACCAGAAGGUCCGUUAGAUGUGUCGAACAUCACAAAAGAUGGAUGCACACUCAAAUGGAAGAGACCAAAAGAUGACGGCGGCGAGCCAAUUGAAAAUUAUGUGGUCGAGAAAUUCGAUCCAGAUAAUGGCAUUUGGUUGCCAGUUGGUAAAACUGAAGGUUCGACCCCUGAAAUGGAAGUGGAUGGUUUGAUUCCAAAUCACGAAUACAAAUUCCGUGUGAAGGCAGUCAACAAAGAAGGAGAAUCCGAACCGUUGGAAACUCUUGGCACAAUAAUUGCACGCGAUCCAUAUGUUGUACCAUCACAACCAGGUGCACCAGAACCAGCCGACUGGUCUGCCAACCACGUCGAUUUGGUAUGGAAGGAACCAAUCACAGACGGUGGGUCACCCAUCACUGGCUACAUCAUCGAAAUGAAAGACAAGUACAGCCCAAUGUGGGAGAAGGCGCUCGAAACAACUGGUGAUACUCCAGCCGCUACAAUCAAUGGUUUGAUUGAAGGCAAUGAAUACCAAUUCCGUGUGGUUGCUUUGAACAAAGCCGGUGCCUCAGAACCAUCGGAGGCUAGCAAGAAUUUCAUUGCCAAACCACGAUUCCUCGCACCGAAAAUCGAUCGUCGCAAUUUGCGCGAUAUCACUUUGUCGGCUGGCACUGCAUUGAAGUUCGAUGUUAACAUCAUUGGCGAAGAACCGCCUCACGUUGACUGGCGCUUCUGUAACAUGCCAUUGACACCAAGCAAAGCAGUUACCAUCGAUAAUGUCCCAUACAAUUCGAAAUUGGUCGUUCGACCAACCAAACGCGGUGACUCGGGUGAAUACACAAUCACAGCUAAGAACAGUUCAGGCCAAGAUUCCGUGACCGUCACAGUCACCGUCACCGAUAAGCCAACGAAACCAGAAGGACCACUUGAAGUGUCCGAUGUUCAUAAGAAUGGUUGCCAUCUCAAAUGGAAGAGGCCAAAGGACGACGGAGGUACUCCAAUCGAAUACUAUCAAGUCGACAAAUUGGAUGUUGAUACCGGUUGCUGGGUUCCUGUUGGUCGCUCAUCUGAACCAGCCUACGAUGUCAACAAUUUAACACCCGACAAAGAAUACAAAUUCCGUGUGUCUGCUGUUAAUGCCGAAGGCGAAUCAGAACCACUGGAAACCGAACACUCGAUUGUUGCCAAGAAUCCGUUCGACGAACCUGGAAAACCAGAAAACGUUCGUGCCACAGACUGGGACAAGGAUCAUGUCGACUUGGCAUGGACACCACCACAAAAUGACGGUGGUGACCCAGUCACUGGAUAUCUGGUCGAAAAGAAGGACAAAUUCGGUACAUGGGAAAAGGCUCUCGAAGUUCCAGCUGAUCAAUGCAAAGCCACCGUUCCUGAUUUGAUCGAAGGACAAGGCUAUGAGUUCCGUGUGGUUGCUGUCAACAAAGCAGGACCAGGCGAGCCAAGCGAUGCCACACCAACCAUUAUCGCUAAGCCACGCAACCAAGCUCCACGCAUUGACCGAACCAAUUUGAUUGAAGUCAAAGUCAAGGCUGGAUCCAAUUUCGCGUAUGACAUCAAGGUUAGCGGAGAGCCUGUUCCAACAACCAAGUGGCUGUUGAACAAGCGCGAAGUUCGCCCAAGCGACCGCGUCAAGGUGAAGCAUGUAGACUACAACACGGUAUUGAAAGUUCAAAAUGCGAGUCGUGCAGAAUCGGGUACCUACACAAUCACCGCCGAAAACAUCAACGGCUCCGACACAGCUGACGUUAAGGUUACUGUACUCGAUGUGCCAUCACCACCACAAGGACCAUUGAAGGUUGAAGAUGUUCAUGCUGAGGGAGCGACACUCAAAUGGAGUCCACCACAAGACGAUGGUGGUCAACCAAUUGAAAAGUAUGUGGUCGAAAAGAUGGACGAAAAUACCGGUCGCUGGGUUCCAGCUGGUGAAACUGAUGGACCAACAACGAAAUUGGCUGUUGACGGUUUGACUCCUGGUCAUAAGUACAAGUUCAGAGUACGUGCCGUAAAUAAACAAGGCAAGUCUGAGCCAUUGACCACACCACACGCUGUCGAAGCCAAGAAUCCAUUCGAUGAACCAACUAAACCAGGUAAACCAGAAAUCAAGGAUUAUGACACCGACUUCGUUGAAUUGGAAUGGACACGCCCAGAAAGUGACGGCGGAAGUCCAAUUACAGCUUAUAUCAUUGAAAAGAAGGACAAAUACAGUCCAGAUUGGGAGAAAUGCGCUGAAGUCCAGGGUGAUGUUACAACUGGCAAGGUGCCUGAUUUGAUUGAAGGAUUGACAUACGAAUUCCGUGUUCGUGCCGUCAACAAAGCCGGUCCGGGUACACCAAGUGAUGCAACCGACAAACAUGUUGCCAGACCAAAGAACUUGGCACCAAAGAUCGAUCGCAACUUCAUGCAAAACAUCAAGAUUCGUGCUGGCCAAAACUUCGAGUAUGAUGUUCCAGUUAUCGGCGAACCGCCGCCGUCAAAGGAGUGGCAAUUGAAAGACAACAUUGUUGUCAAUUCAGAUCGCGUUAAGAUCAUCAACGAACCAUACCGCACAAAACUUAAGGUGAUCGAUGCCAAGCGCGCCGACAGCGGAGUUUACACACUUGUUGCCCGCAAUAUCAACGGUGUUGACAAAGCAACGGUUACAGUUACUGUGCUUGAUGUGCCAAGCCCACCAGAAGGCCCAUUGCGUGCUGACAACAUCACCAAAUCUGGCUGCACACUCAGCUGGCGUCCACCGAAAGACGAUGGUGGCUCAGAAAUUUCGCAUUACGUUGUUGAGAAAAUGGACACCGAUGCCAUGCGUUGGGUACCAGUCGGAGAAUGUGCAUCAACUUCACUGCGUGCCGAUAAUUUGAUCGAAGGCCACGAUUACAAUUUCCGUGUACGCGCUGUCAAUAAGCAAGGUGAAUCCACACCAUUGACAACACAUCAACCAAUUACUGCCAAGGAUCCAUUCGGAAAACCAGACAAACCAGGCAAACCUGAGGUUACUGAUUGGGAUAAGGAUCAUGUCGAUUUGAAAUGGACGCCACCCAAGAAGGACGGUGGAAGUCCUAUCACAGGUUACAUCAUCGAAAAGAAACCGAAAUUCGGCCCAUGGGAAAAGGCUCUUGAAGUUGGCCCAAGUGCAAAUGAUGCUCGUGUUCCUGAUUUAACGGAAGGCGAAGAAUAUGAAUUCCGCGUGAUUGCUGUGAACAAAGGAGGACCAGGCGAACCAAGUGACGCUUCAACACCAAUCAUUGCAAAGGCUCGCUUUGUUGCACCACACUUCGACAAGAAAUUGCUUCAAGAUUUGGUUGUCCAUGCAGGAAAACCAAUCAAAUGGACACUGCCAAUCGAAGCAUCGCCACGACCAACAUUUAAAUGGUUUGCUCAUGGCAAACAGCUCGAAGCCGGUCCACGUAUCGAUAUGCAAUUGUACAAUAAUGAACUAACAUUUGAAAUUCCAUAUUCGGUGCGUGCUGAUUCGGGUCAAUACACAUUGACAUUGGCAAACGAAUGUGGUGAAUUCACUGCAUCGGCAAGUGUUACUGUACUCGAUAAACCAGGACCACCACAACCACCACUUGAUAUAACCGGUAUUACGAAAGAGGGAUGCCAUUUGGCCUGGAGAAUGCCACUCGACGAUGGCGGAUCUCCGAUUUUGCAUUAUGUCAUCGAAAAAAUGGACAUGUCACGUGGCACAUGGUCUGAUGCUGGUAUGAGCUUUAAUCUUGCUCAUGAUGUCACACGUUUGAUACACAAAAAGGAAUACUUAUUCCGUGUGAAAACAGUCAACGCUAUCGGUGAAUCAGAGCCACUUGAAGCCAACAAGAGCAUUAUUGCUAAGAAUGAAUUCGAUGAACCAGACGCUCCAGGUAAACCAGCAAUCAAAGACUGGGACAAGGGUCACGUCGAUUUGGAAUGGAAGGCACCCAAAUCAGAUGGCGGAUCGCCCCUCACCGAAUAUAUUAUUCAGAAGAAAGAAAAGGGCAGCCCAUACUGGACCAAUGCUGUUCAUGUGCCACCAAACAAGACUCAAGCAUCUGUACCAGAUUUGACCGAAGGACAAGAGUAUGAAUUCAGAAUUAUUGCUGUUAACCAAGCCGGCCAAUCUGAGCCAUCUGAACCAUCAGAUGCUGUUAUUGCUAAGGCACGAUUCCUUGCACCAAAGAUCAUUACCCCAUUAAAUGAUAUUCGUAUCAAGACUGGCCUCAUCUUCCGGUGUGAAAUUGAAUUCAUUGGUGAGCCAGCUCCAGAGGUUACAUGGACUGUUGAUGGUCACAAAGAUCUCGAAACUACCGAUCGUACAACAGUUACAUCGAUUGGUCAUCACACAAUCAUACACACGGUCAACUGCAAACGUUCCGAUUCAGGCACUUAUAAAUUGCAUUUGAAGAACGACUCCGGAACCGAUGAAGGAUCGUUCCAAGUGAUUGUUUUGGAUCGUCCAGGUCCACCAACCGGACCACUUGAAUACGAAGAAAUUACCGCAAACAGUGCUACCAUCUCAUGGAAACCACCAAAGGAUAACGGCGGAUCUGAAAUCACUGCCUACGUCAUUGAGAAACGCGAUCUUACUCAUGGUGGCGGUUGGGUACCAGCUGUCACAUAUGUUAAUGCCAAGUACACACACGCAACGGUCCCACGUUUGCUCGAGGGCACCAAAUACGAAUUCCGUGUUAUGGCUGAAAACUUGCAAGGACGAUCGGAUCCAUUGACAUCUGAUUCACCGAUUAUUGCCAAGAAUCAAUACGAUGUGCCAGGACGACCAAACAAACCUGAACUUGUCGAAAGCGACAAGAAUCACAUUACCAUCAAAUGGAAGGCACCAAUCAGCAAUGGAGGCUCACCAAUCAUUGGCUAUGACAUUGAGAGACGUGACAAAGCUACUGGCCGCUGGAUCAAGUUGACAAAGGCACCACAUUCAGGUACCGAAUACGAAGAUCCACGUGUACAAGAAGGUCAUCAAUACGAAUACCGAGUUAGCGCUGUUAAUGCUGCAGGUGCAGGCAAACCAAGCGAUCCAUCAUCGCUCUUCACCGCUCGCCCAAUGAAAGAAAAGCCAAAAUUGUGGCUGGAUGACCUUCUCGGUUGCAAGAUUAAAGUUCGUGCUGGUGAGCCGAUUUCAAUCACAAUUCCAUUGUCUGGAUCGCCAACGCCAACUGUUGAAUGGACCAAAGCAACUGUUCGUAUCCCACCAUCGAAUCGAACAUCAACCGAUGUUAGCGAUGAAAAGACCAUUUUACGCAUUGAAGAAUCGACACGUGGUGAUGGUGGUAUCUACACAGUUACCGCAACCAAUGAAUAUGGCAAAGAUUCGGCCGAUAUUGAAGUUAUCGUUGUCGAUAAACCAGGCGUGCCACGUGGCCCAUUGACUUACACUGAAACCACCGCCGAAACUAUUUCACUGUCAUGGAACCCACCAGAUGACAAUGGAGGUGGUGAUAUUACCGGCUACAUUGUCGAAGUCAGCGAAGCUGGCACAGAUAACUGGAGACAAGUUCCAGGCUACUGUCCAAAAUGCGCAUUCACUGUUAAAGGUUUGACCGAAGGCAAACAGUACGUGUUCCGUGUUCGUGCUGAAAACAUCUACGGUGUAUCUGAUCCAUUGGAAGGCAAACCAGUUACGGCCAAAUCACCAUUCGAUCCACCAGAUGCGCCAAGCACGCCUGAGAUCAAGGGAUACAGUCCAAACAGCUGUACUCUCGAGUGGCGUCCACCAGAUUAUUGUGGCGGUAAACCGGUCACGGGCUAUAUCAUUGAGAAGCGUGAACGCGGUGGCGAAUGGGUGAAGGCAAAUAACUAUCCAACACCAAACUUGAGCUACACCGUUCAAGAUUUGCGUGAAGGUGGUAAAUAUGAGUUCCGCGUUGCAGCUGUUAACGAAGCAGGACCUGGUAAACCAAGCAAACCCACCGAACCAAUUAUCGCUCAAGUUCAACGCUCUGUUCCCGAUGCACCAGACGCUCCACAUCCAGAUCGAAUCACCAAGGAUAGCGUUACGUUGUCAUGGAACCCACCAAAACGCGACGGUGGUGCCCGUGUCAAGGGUUAUAUACUACAGAAACGCAGCAAGGGCGACAAGAAUUGGUCCGAUGUUAACGAAGUGCCCAUUCACAACACUGUUUAUACUGUGCCUCAUUUGAAGGAGGGCGAAGAAUACAACUUCCGUGUGAUUGCUGUGAAUGAAGUGGGUCGAUCGGAACCAUCAAAACCAAGCCCAGCGGUGGUCGUUGAAGAGCAACCAAACAAACCAAAGAUGGAAUUGGGUGGUGUUCGCGAUAUUACUGUUCGUGCUGGCGAAGACUUUUCAAUCCAUGUGCCAUAUGUUGGUUUUCCGAAACCAACUGCUACCUGGUUUGCUAAAGACAAUAUUCUCGAUGACUCAGACGGCCGAGUACAUCAACAAUUGGCCGAUGAUUAUGCUAGCAUUGUCGUUAAGAAUUCGAAACGCAACGAUGCCGGUCAAUAUCGUUUGCAACUUAAAAAUCCAUCUGGUUUCGACACUGCCACCAUUAAUGUUCGUGUACUCGAUCGUCCAGGAAAACCAGACAAUUUGAGAGCCGACGAAUUCGCUGGCGACUCAUUGACUUUGUACUGGAACCCACCGAAGGACGACGGAGGUAGUCCCAUUACCAAUUAUGUGGUUGAAAAGAAGGAAGCACGCGCUGCAACCUGGUCAAAGGUCAGCAGCUACUGUACUGUUCCAUUUGUUCGCGUUCGUAAUCUUACGCUUGGAAAGGAAUAUGAAUUCCGCGUGAUCGCUGAAAAUCAAUAUGGACAAUCGGAUCCAGCAACAACCGAUCAUCCAAUCAGAGCACGUCAUCCAUUCGAUGUGCCGGGCGCUCCAGGUGCACCAAAACCAAUUGAAACCACUGGCGAUUCGAUUUCGAUUUGCUGGGCUAAACCAAAACAUGAUGGCGGUGCACCAAUCACGGGCUAUGUGGUUGAAAAACGUCUCAUCUCAGAAGAAAAAUGGAUUAAAGCUACUUUCUCAAAUGUUCCAGAUUUGAAUUGCAAAGUUUCUGGCCUAAUUGAGAAUCACGAGUAUGAGUUCCGUGUGGCCGCUGUUAAUGCAGCCGGACAAGGACCAUGGUCACCAUCAUCUGAUACAAUUGCAUGCAAGGCCCCACCAACUGCUCCAAAGAUCACAUCAGAUCUCAGCAUUCGCGACAUGACUGUUAUUGCAGGUCACGAAUUCAAAAUUUCCGUUCCAUUCACUGGCAAUCCAAAACCAAAGGUUGCCUGGGCAAUCAACGGUGUUGAUGUUCAAACUGAUGAUCGCAUUAAAUUCGAAACGGACAACAGUGAAACACGUUUCGUAAAUAAAUCGGCCAAGAGAAGCGAAACUGGCACAUACACCAUCCAAUUGACCAAUUCGGAAGGUACAGAUUCAGCUUCGUGUCGUGUUUUGGUUGUUGAUCGUCCAUCACCACCACAAGGACCAUUGGAUGUUUCCGAUAUCACACCAGACACAUGUACAUUGUCAUGGAAAACACCAUUGGACGACGGAGGUAGUCCUAUUACCAAUUAUGUGGUCGAAAAAAUGGAUACGAACGGUAUUUGGGUGAAGGUCAGCUCAUUCGUACGUGGAACACACUACGAAGUGAUGGGAUUGGAACCAAAUCGAAACUAUUACUUCCGUGUUCGUGCUGAAAAUCAAUAUGGUGUCAGUGAUCCAUUGGCUCGUGAAGAUCCAGUUUUGGCAACAUAUCCAUUCACUGUGCCAGACCCACCAGGUGCACCGAAGGUUAUUGAUUGGGACUCAUCGAAUGUCAAACUCAUUUGGGAUCGUCCACGCAGCGAUGGUGGUUCUCGCAUUCAAGGCUACAAAUUGGAAUACCGUGACGUAUCUGAUCCAGCCUGGAAUACACACGACAUCCUCAUCAAGGACAAUCAAUAUCAAUUGUACAAUUUGCAAAGUGGUCGCGAAUAUGAAUUCCGCGUGCGCGCCAAGAACACAGCCGGAUUCAGCAAACCAUCACCACCAUCGAGCAAAUUCAAGCUCAAGGAGAAAUUCACUGUGCCAUCAGCACCACAAGCACCAGCUGUUGUUAAAGUUGGCAAGAACUACGUUGAUUUGAAAUGGGAACGUCCAGUCAGCGAUGGAGGCUCAAGAAUCACUGGUUACAUCAUCGAACGUCGUGAUGUUGGUGGUGCUUUGUGGGUUAAAUGCAAUGACUACAAUGUUCUCGAUUUGGAUUACACUGUAAUGAAUUUGAUUGAGGGAGCCGAUUACGAAUUCCGUAUCUUUGCUGUUAACGCUGCUGGAAGAAGUGAACCCAGCUCAUGCACCACUCCAGUCAAGGUAUGCGAAGUUGUUGGCGGCAAUAAACCAGAAUGGAUCCGGACAUUGCACAAUGCCACCGUUCCACAAGGCAAACACAUCACUCUGGAAUGUGAGGCCAGUGGCAAACCGGAACCAACUGCUCGCUGGUUGCGUAACGGCCGUGAAAUUUCGUUGGCUCAAACACCGGGCUCGAGAAUUCGCGCAGAAAGCAACAAUGGCGUCUUCAAAUUGCACAUCACUGACGCUAAGCAUAGUGAUGAAGGGGAUUAUACUUGCGAGGCAAUCAACUCACUUGGAUUUGUGCAUACAACUGCUCAUUUGAAGGUUGGAACACCACCACGCAUCGAUCGUAUGCCAACUGAAUUGCGAUUCGCUGAAAAUGACAACCAGAAGAUCAAGAUCUUCUAUUCUGGUGAUCAACCAAUCGAAUUUACUUUGAAACAAAAUGGUAGCGAGGUCAAGGAUACGGGCCGCACACGCUGGAGCAUCUUUGAUGAUUACAUUGCUAUUGCUAUCAAGGAUGUCAGUGGUUCAGAUGGUGGAGAAUAUCAAGUGGAAUUGAAGAACGACAGCGGCAAAGCUGUUGGUACAUUCAGUGUUGCGAUUACCGGCUUACCAGGACCACCAAUCGGACCAUUGGGCAUUUCCCAUGUCACGAAGCACACUUGCCAACUUGCAUGGAAACCACCAAGCUACGAUGGCGGUUGCAAGAUUACUCAUUACGUUGUUGAACGCAGAGACACAUCAUCACCACACUGGAUCACAGUGCACAGCUCAUGCAAGGACACCACAUGCUCAAUUCAAGGAUUGGCCGAGAACCAGGAAUAUGAAUUCCGUGUAUCGGCUGUCAAUGAAAAUGGCAAGGGUCCAGCUUUGACAGGCGCUCAACCAAUUCGUGCCAAGGCUCCAUUCGAUGUACCAUCAGCACCAGGAAUUCCAAAGGUCACCGAAGUCGGAGACGAUUUCGUGCACUUGGAAUGGGAGAAACCAGAAUCAGACGGCGGGGCUCGCAUCCAAGGCUAUUGGAUCGACAAACGAGAAGUCGGAAGCGAAGUUUGGCGACGUGUCAAUGUUGCUAUUUGUCCAGCAACACAAAUCAAUUGCGCCAAUUUGGUUGAAGGUCGUCAAUACGAAUUCCGUGUGUUCGCUCAAAACGAAGCCGGUCUUUCACCACCUUCGAGCAAUUCAUCAUCGGUUAAGGUUAUCAAUCCAAAGGCAGCCACUCCACCACAAAUCGUUCGCCCAUUACGCAAUGCUAACUGCAUUCAAAAUCAUAAUGCACAAUUCACUUGCACCAUUACCGGUGUUCCAAAACCAACCAUUACUUGGUACAAGGGAGCUCGCGAAAUUACCAACGGCGCUCGUUACCACAUCUACGCAGAAGGUGAUGUUUAUAAUUUGACCAUCAAUGAUGUGUUUGGAGAAGAUGCCGACGAAUACGUUUGUCGUGCAGUCAACAAAGCCGGUGUUAAAUCAACUCGCGCUGAAUUGGUUAUCAUGACUCCACCGAAAUUGAAUGUACCACCACGAUUCCGUGACACAGCUUACUUCGACAAAGGUGAAAAUAUUGUUAUCAAGAUUCCGUUCACUGGCCAUCCUAGACCAAAGAUCAACUGGGUACGAGAAGGUGAACACAUUGAAUCAGGUGGUCACUACCACGUUGAAGUUAAGGAUCGUCACGCAAUUUUGACCAUUCGCGAUGGAUCAAAGAUCGAUUCAGGCCCAUACCGUAUCACUGCUGAAAAUGAAUUGGGACAAGACUCUGCCAUCAUUAAGAUUCAAAUUAGCGAUCGUCCAGAUCCACCACGAUUCCCAUUGGUCGAAAGCAUUGGUGUCGAUUCAUUGCAAUUGUCGUGGAAGGCACCAGUAUGGGACGGUGGUUCUGACAUCACCAACUAUUUGGUCGAAAAACGUGAACCUGGAAUGGAAACCUGGAUUCGAGUUGGAAACACUCGCUUCACAGCAAUGGCUGUUACUGGAUUGGCCCAAGCUCGUCAAUACGAGUUCAGAAUCUUUGCCGAGAAUAUUUAUGGUCGCUCAGAUCCAUCAGAUAUCAGCACAUUGAUCACCACCAAGGGACAACCGAAGAGAGAACACAAAGAACGCAAAUAUGAAGUAGAUGAAAAUGGCAAGAAGAUUCGUGGCAAAGCCGACGGACCAAUCAAGGAUUACGACUCGUAUGUGUUUGAUAUUUACUCGAAAUACGUGCCACAACCAGUCGAUAUUUCAAGCGACAGCGUAUACGAUAAAUACGAAAUUCUGGAAGAAAUUGGUACCGGAGCAUUCGGUGUUGUGCAUCGUUGCCGUGAACGUGCUACCGGAAACAUUUUCGCUGCCAAAUUCAUCCCAGUCUCACACGCCAUGGAAAAGGACUUGAUCAAGAAGGAAAUCGACAUCAUGAACCAAUUGCAUCACCGGAAAUUGCUUAACUUGCACGAUGCCUUCGAAGAUGAUGACGAAAUGGUGCUCAUUUUCGAAUUCUUAUCCGGAGGUGAAUUGUUCGAACGAAUUACCGCCGAUGGAUAUGUUAUGUCAGAAGCUGAAGUAAUCAAUUACAUGCGUCAAAUCUGCGAGGGUAUCAAACACAUGCACGAAAAGAAUAUCAUUCAUUUGGAUGUUAAGCCAGAAAAUAUCAUGUGUCAAACACGCACCAGCACCAACAUCAAACUCAUCGACUUCGGUUUGGCCACCAAAUUGGAUCCAAACGAAGUUGUCAAGAUUUCAACCGGAACGGCCGAAUUUGCUGCUCCAGAAAUCGUUGAACGUGAACCAGUCGGUUUCUACACAGACAUGUGGGCCGUUGGUGUUUUGAGUUAUGUGCUUUUGAGCGGUUUGUCACCAUUUGCUGGUGAAAAUGAUGUAGCUACACUGAAGAAUGUGAAAGCUUGCGAUUGGGACUUCGAUGAAGAUGCAUUCCGACACAUAUCUGAAGAAGGAAAAGACUUCAUUCGUCGCUUAUUGGUGAAGAACAAGGAGAAACGUUUGACUGCCCAUGAAUGUUUGUUGCAUCCAUGGUUGACCGGCGAUCACAGUGACAAGACUCGUCAAAUCAGCAGAGAUCGAUUCUUGGCAUUGCGUGAUAAGAUUCGCAAGAAGUAUGAUGACUGGUCGAAAUUCAUUUUGCCAAUUGGACGCCUAUCCGAAUAUUCAUCACUGCGUAAAUUGCUCAUUGAAAAAUACAAGAUUCAUGAAUCAUCGUUCGACCGGCGUCAAGCGGCUCCACGUUUUGUUAUCAAACCACAAUCACAGUUCUGCUACGAAGGACAAAGCGUCAAAUUCUAUUGUCGUGUCAUUGGCGUUGCAACACCAACACUCACCUGGUCGCACAAUAACCAGGAGCUUCGCCAGAGUGUGAAAUUUAUGAAGCGCUACCAAGGAGAUGACUAUUACUUCAUUAUUAACAGAGUCAAAUUGACCGACCGUGGCGAGUACAUAAUCCGUGCUGAAAAUCAUUACGGCUCUCGCGAAGAGGUUGUCUUCUUGAACGUUCAACCGUUGCCAAAACAAGUGCCAGUUUACAAACAGCAAGAACAACAGCCGGUUCGUCGACGCGAACCAUUGCCGUACACAUACUGGCAAGAAGAGUCUGACACAGCGCCAAGUUUCACAUUCCUUUUACGUCCACGUGUUAUGCAAGCCCGCGACACAUGCAAACUGCUUUGCUGCUUGAGCGGUAAACCAGUGCCAACGGUGAAAUGGUACAAAGACAGACGCGAAUUGAGCAAAUACGAAUACUCAAUGACACACUCGGACGGUGUUGUGACCGUUGAAAUUGUCGAUUGUAAACCAGAAGAUUCCGGCAAAUACAGAUGCGUGGCCACCAAUUUACACGGCACCGACGAAACAUCGUGCGUUGUGAUCGUUGAAGGACAAACAUCAACACCAGAACAGGCUGAAUUAGUACACAAUUUCCUAUAUUCGGGAGACCGUCGUUACAUUGAAUCACCAUUGAAACCAGCUCCGCCACCAAUUAUCACGCGAACACAACACACCACCUCAUCAUCUUCAUACAACAACACAACUAGACAACAAGAGAGUAGCUCAUCGACCUUUAAAUCAUCGAAUAAGACUGUAAGCAACGAUAGAAGUUCCUUGUUAUCAUCUAGCAUUUCAUCAACGAUAACAAACAAUAUCGACGCAUCAUCCACGAGCACAUCAUCGAAGAAGAAAUAUGGAAAACUAGACGCCCCCGACAGCCCAUCGAGAUCGCGCAGCGCAACCAAAGAAUUGAUCUUGCCACCAGACGAUUCAUUGAUGUGCAAACCAGAAUUCACCGGGCCACUUAAAGACUUAGAAGUAACAGAUGGCGAACGAUUAUCGCUUGAAUGCACAGUUAAAGGGGAUCCAGAUCCACAAAUCACUUGGUCAAAGAACGGCAAAUCGAUUUCAUCGUCGGAAAUUAUGAACUUGAAAUAUAAAAAUGGCGUAGCUACACUCACAAUUAACGAAGUCUAUCCAGAAGAUGAGGGUGUGUACACAUGUACCGCAACCAAUUCAGUUGGAGCAACAGAGACGAAAUGUAAUUUGAAAAUUAAACCGCUUGAAAAUGGACAUUUGAAACACAGCACCGGUUCAGACAAGCCACCAAAGAUUGUUAGCCAUUUGGAAUCACGGUCGGUCAAGGAUGGCGAAGCAAUCACACUCGCCUGUCGCAUCAUUGGCACCGACAAAUUUGAUGUCGUUUGGUUGCACAACAACAAAGAAAUCAAACCAUCGAAAGAUUUCCAAUACACGAAUGAAGCAAACAUUUAUAAAUUGCAAAUUGCCGAAAUCUUCCCAGAAGACGCUGGUACAUACACAUGUGAAGCAUUUAACGAUGCCGGCGAAAGCUUCAGUACGUGCACAAUUGGUGUGAUAGUUCCAGGUGAAACAUCGAAAGCACCCGAAUUCACCAAGUUCCCCAACUCAUCAACCGUAUCCGAAGGCGAACCCGGACGAUUUGAAUGUGAACUUGAAGAGGCUCCGCUCCAAUUGAGCUGGCUGAAGGAUGGCAAACCUAUCGAUGUCGACGAUCAAUCAGCCCGAUACAAUUUCACUAAAGACGGUAAUUCGUACAUCUUUGAAAUUGUGUCGUGUCAACACGAUGACAUCGGUCAAUAUCAAGCCAAAGCCAUCGGUAAAAAGGGUGAAACAUUCGCUUCAUUCUCAGUAAAUGUGUAUGCCACUGAAUAAAAUGAUUCAGAAUAACCGAACCGUCAUUUUUUCAUGGAGCAGCACACACCAUCACCACACCAAUCAAUGAGAAAAUGAUCACAACGAAUGAAUUAUUUCAAAAAAGAAAAAAAAAAGAAUUUUGAAAGUAAACAUGAAAAACUUAUAUUGAUUUAGAGCGCAUAUCAAAAUUAUUGUUGCACAUGCAUCAUCAUCACUACGAAACUAAACUUUUGUUUGCUGCGCAAAAAUAAUCGAAAUUACUAACGACAUCACGCAAUUUUGUGUUUCGUUGCGAAUCAUUUGAACAUGUGCAUAGAUCGUAAGAACCGUUAAAUAAUGAAGAAAAACGAGAAAAAAUUAACGAUAGAAUUUAUAAUUUAAACCUAAGUCAUAAGUAUUUUGUAAAGGAAGAUGCAAUUCGAUAAGUUUGUUAUGCGAAAAGGGGAAGAAGUUAGGUUGACGAAUACCAAAUCCAUGUGAUAAAUAGCGGGGCCAGCAUCCUCAACACUUGUUUUCUUACUAUCAUCUGAAGAAACACUCGCUGCGUGUUAAAUGGAUUUGGUGUUUUGUUCACCCGGAAAGAACAAGAACGUAGCAAAACCAUUCGCUGGAAUGCACUUGUUUCAAUGAAAAAAAAAAUGAACAAAUUUAUUAUUCAAUUUAAGUUGCUGUAUAUGUUUCAAUUUUCUCUUAAAAUUUUGUUUCGGUUUUUCUCUCGCUGUCUACAAUCCGCGAAAAUACUUUUUGUUUACAUUUUCCACCCAAUCUCUCAAUACAAUAAACGAAAAAAUUGAAAAUUCAAACGAACGCAACUACAUAAGAUGAAGUAAAUUUAACAAAUAGAAAACCUUUCGAAUUGUUUCAAUGGUUGUUGGUUAUGAACUCUUUUACUGUCCUUAAUUUUAUUAUUACCGUAUACUUUGAAACAAAAGCAUAGCAAAACGAACAUUUAUUUAUGUCCCGUAUUUUAUUUUCUUUUUUCUUUCUUUCGCAAAACACUAUAACAUGUAUGCAAAUUUGAAAAUAAAAAUCAAUUAAUGAAAAAAAAAAA